AUCGGAGAGACCACAGCGAGCCCGGUGUCUCAGCUUUAUUUGGCACGCCCACUCUUGCUGGAGAAUCUCUCCGAAGCGUCGGCCUGUCUCGUAAGAUCACUCGGGAAAAGACAACAAGCCGGGAGAGUUGGUGCACGUGACAGAGCCACACCGCGAAGGAUGAAAUCAAGCGUUGUUUACAACUUACUGCGCCGCUAUACGCUUAGCACGCUAUGGUGGGGUGAUGAACGGGUUAUCUCUUUUAUUCAAUACUCGGAAUGAGCACUGGAUCGGCAGACAUUUGCCUCAUGUGGUGCAUGGGGUGAUCGUUCUGUGCGUCCUCUUCAGCAGCCGAUCGGCUAUCUUCAAUGAAAUCAGUCCGAUAAGAUCACGCGCCCGGUUGUUGUCCCCACGCCUUUCACCAACAAAAAUCGCCGCUGGAGCAUCCACAUGACAAGGCGUCAUUAGUUCAUGCGCAAGACGAGGACAUCUCUAGCUGUCAACGGCUGUGAGGAGUGAAGCGCCGCCGACUGAUGCAGCGAUGCGGCACCACUGGUUGUUCCUCGGGGCUUGCGGCUGGGUGCUGCUUAUCCUCGUAUUCGUCACCAAGUUUAUUAGCCACAGAGCUAUCGAUGAAUAUGAAGAGCCAUAUAGGCGUCAGCGCCCGACUGUGUCGGCAAACAGGACAGGCAAGUUUCAGACGCUCAUCGGAGGAAAACCGGAUUCGCAGAAACCAGAGCAGCAGAGGCCUCAGUACUCAACCGCCCCUACCAUGUCAGAGUGGGACUCCAUUGUUGAAACGCGACUACAACUGCUACUCGCUGUAUGUAAGAACAGCAGCCUUAGAAAUUUGACUCACAUCCCCAUCAGCAAGUUUGUCCUGGAUCGCAUCUUUGUCUGCGACAAGCACAACAUCUUGUUCUGCCAGACCCCCAAAGUGGGAAACACACAGUGGAAGAAGGUCCUAAUAGCGCUCAACGGAGCCUUUUCGGGCGUGGAAGAGAUCCCAGAGAACUUCGUCCACGACCAUGAGAAGAACGGCCUGCCCCGCCUCUCAUCACUGAUGCCGCAGGAAAUUACACACAGGUUAAAAACUUACUUUAAGUUUUUCAUCGUGAGAGAUCCAUUCGAACGUCUGAUCUCUGCCUUCAAUGACAAGUUUAUCAAGAACCCCCGCUUUGAGCCUUGGUACCGGCACGACAUCGCUCCCGUCAUAAUCCGGAAAUACCGCCGAAGCCAUCGCGACAGUGACCUGAGAGCGUCCGGCUUGCACUUUGAAGAUUUUGUCCGUUACUUGGGGGAUGUCGAAGGCCGCCGCCGCCUGGAUCGACAGUUCGGCGAACACGUCAUUCACUGGAUGACGUACACAGAGUUAUGCGCACCGUGUGACAUCCACUAUGAUGUCAUUGGCCACCACGAGACGCUGGAGCGGGACGCCGCCCACAUCCUGCGGAGAGCGGGCAUCGAGGGGCUGGUGUCCUACCCAGCCAUCCCUCCUGGCAUCACGCGCUACAACAGAACCAAGAUUGAGCGCCACUUUUCAGGAAUCAGCAAACGGGACAUCAGGCGCCUGUACGCGCGCUACCAGGGGGACUUCCACUUAUUUGGAUACCCAACACCCGACUUUCUACUGAACUGACAUGACUGCGUGUCACACAGCUGAUAUGGAUUGUCUCAAACAAGUACCGUGUCACUUAUUGAUCACAACAGUCACUCAAAUGCAGUUUGCAAUUUGCAAUUUGGUAGCACUGACAAACUAGUUUUAGUCCAUUGUAUGAGUCGUAAGGUUUGAGCUGAUCUAUCAAAAUGAACUUUCCUACAUUUUUUUGUACACUGGAGAGAAUGUGGUUGAAUGGUAAUAAAGUGAAGAGGCGAAGAGCCUAAUAAUGACUGAAAUCCCGAUGCUUCCAGAUGAACAACAUUGCUGCGCUCCACAGUGGAGUCACCGUUCUAGCAUUCUGGAUGGCAAAAGCUCACUUACACCAUUCUUUUUAAAUGCAAGUCCCAAGGACCUGGCCUAGCCAUUGAAUGAUAAGAGGCGUAACAUGCAGUGUAGAAAUGAAGGAUGGAAACGUCCUGAAUACAGAUGGGAGUGGGUUUUGCUCUUUGCAAGAACAAUAAAAACAUUCAUUCAUUCAUUCAUCUUCCGAGCCGCUUGAUCCUCAGUAGGGUCGCGGGGGGUGCUGGAGCCUAUCCCAGCUGUCUUCGGACAGUAGGCGGGGGACACCCUGAAUCGGUUGCCAGCCAAUCGCAGGGCACACAGAGACGAACAACCAUUCGCACUCACACUCACACCUAGGGACAAUUUAGAGUGUUCAAUCAGCCUGCCAUGCAUAUUUUUGGAAUGUGGGAGGAAACCGGAGCACCCGGAGAAAACCCACGCAGGCCCGGGGAGAACAUGCAAACUCCACACAGGGAGGCCAGAGCUGGAAUCGAACCUGGUACCUCUGCACUGUGAAGCCGAAGUGCUAACCACUGGACUACCGGGCCGCCCGUAUAUGUUUAUAAUUUUGUAAAUUAUAUUGUGCCAUUCACGGUAUGUGAAAAGUCCCGACUUAGUUCACACCUUCCUCGAUUACAGCAAGUCAACUAGUACUAUAUUAACAUCAUUGUUAGAUAGUAUGUGUCAAUGUGUAUAUAUGAAACAAUGAUUCAAAUUCUUCCACGAGUGUAGCCGUCGUUGGUUUGUAACACCGCUUGUACCACGCACGUUGCUGACCGUAAAAAAAGACGCAUCAAAGAGUGUUUUGAUGUUUGUUUUUGCGGGCAUUAUUACCGUCUGCUUGUUUCUCUACGAACACUUGUUAAAACGGACCUGUUUCCUUUACCCACAAUGCUUGUCGUGUCCUCCGUCCUUCCGACUUCCGCCGCAGCAGUCUGCAGUUAUGGCCCCAACCAAGAAAGGUGAAAAGAAGAAGGGACGUUCGGCCAUCAACGAGGUGGUGACCAGAGAGUACACCAUCAACGUCCACAAGCGUAUCCAUGGAGUGGGUUUCAAAAAGAGGGCUCCACGUGCCAUCAAAGAAAUCCGCAAGUUUGCGGUGAAAGAGAUGGGUACCCCUGAUGUGCGUAUUGACACUCGCCUCAACAAGGCAGUGUGGAGCAAGGGGGUCA
Messenger RNA from Hippocampus zosterae (dwarf seahorse), 3093 nucleotides. RefSeq names its product carbohydrate sulfotransferase 10 (gene chst10). Bases 521 to 1618 code for a protein of 365 amino acids. The record is from RefSeq and is a predicted model, not a curated record. Gene Ontology annotation, cellular component: membrane. NCBI's taxonomy places the organism in Eukaryota, Metazoa, Chordata, Actinopteri, Syngnathiformes, Syngnathidae. Gene Ontology annotation, molecular function: sulfotransferase activity. The transcript is spliced from 8 exons. Gene Ontology annotation, biological process: carbohydrate biosynthetic process; proteoglycan biosynthetic process.